This is a messenger RNA of Cooperia oncophora, 663 nucleotides long. The record is from the annotation of a GenBank genome assembly. NCBI's taxonomy places the organism in Eukaryota, Metazoa, Nematoda, Chromadorea, Rhabditida, Trichostrongylidae.
AUGUUGGAACUUAUUCGGCUACGGAUGAAAAGAAGAUUCAUUGAGCAUUUGAGCAUAGGAAAGCACUUUCCAUGGCACCGACUGCCACAGAAGUUGAAGGUCAGAAUUCUCCAGAAUCUCCGCCGGAGUGAUCUCGAAAAAUGUCAGUUAGUGAAUCGGGAGAUGUUGGAACUUAUUCGGCUACGGAUGAAACGAAGAUUCAUUGAGCAUUUGAGCAUAGGAAAGGACAAGGAAUUAGAGACGUUCGAAAUGGUUGUGGGUAACCUUCCAGAACUACUCAACAACGCUGAUGUACAUCGGUUUGAGCUUUGUGAGGUGCCGCUAUCGGACGAUGUUCUAUCGUCAGUCUUAUCGUGUUUACUGGACGCUGGCUGUCGAGUAUUCAAAGUGUGGAUUAUGGGAACGUCGAUGGCUUCCGUUACGUCUUCUGUGCUCCUUCGAUUCCUUCGAGAACCCUCUAUCAAGGGAAGCUGGUUCAGUUCAAUCAGCGAUUGCUCUCGGGAUAACUUUAGCCCGGAAGUUCUCCAAUUCAUUGUGACGAGGAAACUCGUCCUUUUGGAUUGUUUUCGCGGUUUUAUUCCGAUAUAUGACGAUAUACUUGCCAAACUUACUGCAGAACUUUUCGUUAUUGGUGCUCCAAACAUGAUCACCAUGAAGGUCUGA